CGGCCGCUCGGAGUUGAGAGCCGUCCGUGCCGCGUCCCUGUCCGUGUCGGUCGCUGCUGUGGUGACAUGAUCCGAAAUGGGCACGGGGUGGUGGGCGGCGCCGAGCGGCCAGGCCCAGGGGGCAGGCCCGCCGUGCGGGUGUGGUGCGACGGCUGCUAUGACAUGGUGCAUUAUGGCCACUCAAACCAGCUGCGCCAGGCGCGGGCCAUGGGAGACUACCUCAUUGUGGGCGUGCACACUGACGAGGAAAUCUCCAAGCACAAGGGACCCCCAGUGUUCACGCAGGAGGAGAGGUACAAGAUGGUGCAGGCCAUCAAGUGGGUGGAUGAGGUGGUGCCGGCGGCUCCCUACGUCACCACGCUGGAGACGCUGGACAAGUACAACUGCAACUUCUGUGUCCAUGGCAAUGACAUCACCCUCACUGUAGAUGGCCGAGAUACCUACGAGGAAGUGAAGCAGGCUGGGAGGUACAGAGAGUGCAAGCGCACCCAGGGCGUGUCCACCACAGAUCUCGUCGGCCGUAUGCUGCUGGUGACCAAGGCUCAUCAUAGCAGCCAAGAGAUGUUCUCAGAGUACCGGGAGUACGCAGACAGCUUCGGCAAGCCCCCUCACUUGACACCUGCCAGGGAGAUGCUUUUUUCAGAAGGCUCCUCCCAGUGCCCAAGGGGGCGAAAUCCCUGGACAGGGGUAUCCCAAUUUCUGCAGACAUCCCAAAAGAUCAUUCAGUUUGCUUCUGGGAAGGAGCCCCAGCCAGGGGAGACGAUCAUCUAUGUGGCCGGUGCCUUUGACCUGUUCCACAUCGGGCACGUCGACUUCCUGGAGAAGGUGCACGGCUUGGCAGAGAGGCCCUACGUCAUCGCCGGCUUGCACUUUGACCAGGAGGUCAACCACUACAAGGGAAAGAACUACCCCAUCAUGAACCUGCACGAGCGGACCCUGAGCGUGCUGGCUUGCCGGUACGUGUCGGAAGUGGUGAUUGGAGCCCCAUACGCGGUCACAGCAGAGCUCCUGGACCACUUCAAGGUAGACCUGGUGUGCCACGGGAAGACUGAAAUCGUGCCCGGCAAGGAUGGCUCUGACCCGUACCAGGAGCCCAAGAGAAGGGGCAUCUUCUGUCAGAUCGACAGCGGGAGUGACCUCACCACAGACCUCAUUGUCCAGCGCAUCAUCAAGAACAGGCUGGAGUACGAGGCCCGGAACCAGAAGAAAGAGGCCAAGGAGCUGGCCUUCCUGGAGGCCAGGAGGCAGCAGGAGGCACAGCCCGAGGGAGCAAGCCAAGGUGCCUUCUGAAGGAGGAAGACAGUCACCAAAAGCCCUGGAGCUCAGCCCUCUCCCUGCCCUGCCUCCUGCGCCACCAGUCUGGCUCAGUGGUUGUGACAAAGCUGCAGCGCCCCUCUUGCUGGCCUGGCCCUGGAAGGGCCGUUGAGGAGGUGGUCGCCUCCCACCUCCUGCAAGGCACGUUUACAGCAGGCCUGCACCCUUCCCGUCAGGCUGCACAGAGAGGGAGCCCAGCCUAGUGGAGUUGACCCAGCAGGCAAGAUGAGUGGAGGGUGUCCCAGAGCAGAGGGAUGCCACCCUGUGUGCUUGGGGAGGCCCAGCUUCCAUCCUCCUGGCUCCACUGCGGUGCCCCCCACCCCCACCCCUCAGGAGGCUCCUGUGGACCCAAGCUGUACUUCCUGCCUACCCACCUCGGUGAGAAUCCACUUCAGGGGUACAGUGACCCGAGGGGCUGCCAACUUUCCUCCUCAGAGUGCAGACCAGGCCGCCUCCUGCACGGGCACCCUCUGUCCCACUCUGCAUCCUUGGUGUCCCGACCCUGGCUCCAGGACCCUGCGCCCUGCUCCGAGGCCAGCCUCCUGCUCUCCCCACACUCUUGAGAUUGUGCAUAACUGGCUGAUGUGCGACCAAAUAAACCUG
Molossus molossus (Pallas's mastiff bat) is the source of this 1917-nucleotide messenger RNA. It is a transcript of the gene PCYT2, whose product is annotated as phosphate cytidylyltransferase 2, ethanolamine. Lineage: Eukaryota; Metazoa; Chordata; Mammalia; Chiroptera; Molossidae. Gene Ontology annotation, molecular function: ethanolamine-phosphate cytidylyltransferase activity. Bases 67 to 1290 code for a protein of 407 amino acids. Gene Ontology annotation, cellular component: cytoplasm. Gene Ontology annotation, biological process: phosphatidylethanolamine biosynthetic process. The record is from RefSeq and is a predicted model, not a curated record. The transcript has 14 exons.